AUGCCUGGAUGGGAAUCCGGCGAGGCAGCUGGUGCCUGGGACUCGGGUGACGGCGGUUUCGGUGGUGAAGACGACUUCAACAGCAACGGCUUCGAUGGCGGUGAUAGUAGAUUUGAGGGCGUUGGUGAUGGUGGUGCGGGAGGUGACAACAAUUGCCGCAACUGCGGUGGAGGGGGCCACUUUGCCCGCGAAUGUCUUGAGCCUCGUAAGAUGGGUGCCUGCUUCAACUGCGGUGAAGAAGGUCACAGCAAGGUCGACUGUCCUCAGCCUCGCAAGCAGAGUGGAGCUUGCUUCAACUGUGGCGAAGAAGGUCAUAGCAAGGCCCAAUGUACCAAGCCUCGCGUGUUCAAGGGACCCUGCCGUGUUUGCGAGAAGGAAGGACAUCCCGCUUCCGAGUGCCCUGAGCGGCCUCCUGAUGUGUGCAAGAACUGCAAACAGGAGGGUCACAGGACUAUAGAGUGCACGGAGAACCGCAAGUUCGAUUUGAACGGUAUUCCGGACAAGCUCCCCGAAGAGGCUUGGGCUGCAAUGAAGGCGGCUAGUGACUCUAAGGACUUGGGAGAAUAUCGGGAAGCUUUCAAGAUCUACUCCAAGGCAGUUCCCCAAGUCACCUUUGUGGACAUCGAGAAGAAAAUGCGUGAAGAGGAUUUCAACAUUUACCUCAUCGCUAUGGAGAAACCGAUUGGCGAUAUUAUGUGCCUGAUUAACCUUCAGGGUAAGCUGAACUGCAAGUAUGUGGUCGGCUUCUAUUACAGCCCGAAGCCACAGCGAGCCGCACUCCGUGAGCGUUGGCCCGCCUCGACCGAGGAGAACCUGGCCCGUCUUGAGGACGCUGGUCUGCCUUACGAUCGUCAGAUCCCGAAAUGUAUCAAUUGUGGUGGUAAGCAAGCAAGAGUACCCAAUGAAGAAAACAAAAACAAAGAUGCUGACACGGACGAACAAGAACUGGGUCACGUUUCACGCAGCUGCAAGGAAGAGCGUGCUGAGCGCGAGCGAGUCGAGGUGAAGUGUGUUAACUGUAACGCCGUCGGACACCGUGCCCGUGACUGCCCCGAGCCACGUCGCGAUCAGUUCGCUUGCCGUAACUGCGGGUCUCCCGAGCACAAGGCGUCGGAGUGCACUGAACCUCGUACGGCCGAAGGAGUCGAAUGCCGACGCUGCAAUGAGACCGGACACUUUGCAAAGGAUUGUCCUCAGGCCAGUGCGCCCCGGACCUGCCGCAACUGUGGAUCGGAGGACCACAUGGCUCGAGACUGUGAUAAGCCGCGCGACGUUUCCACCGUGACGUGCCGCAACUGCGAUGAGGUCGGUCACUUCAGCAAUGACUGCCCGAAGCCACGCGAUUAUUCCAGGGUCAAAUGCAACAACUGUGCUGAGAUGGGCCACACGACGCGCCGGUGCCCCGCCGAGAACUCGGGAGAGCCUGACUUGAUGGGCGGCACGGACGACUACAACAACGGAGGCGAUGACGUCGGCGCUGGCGGCGGAUGGGGUGCUUCCGAAGGAGCGGCCGGUUGGUAA
Molecule: messenger RNA, 1521 nt
Organism: Aspergillus chevalieri
Lineage: Eukaryota; Fungi; Ascomycota; Eurotiomycetes; Eurotiales; Aspergillaceae
Product: putative zinc knuckle transcription factor (CnjB)
Exons: 12
Coding region: 1-1521 (506 amino acids)
Molecular function (GO): zinc ion binding; nucleic acid binding
Source: RefSeq, a predicted model, not a curated record